CUCCAAGAUUGACAGCCAAGCAGCCUAAACCUAAUCCUCACAAAGACUAAAGGGAUUGGCAGGAUACAUUUUUCUCCGUGAGGAAAACAGUGAUUUUAUUUAUCACUGUCUUUUUUUGUUGCGUUGUUUUCAUUUUCCAUUACAAUAUCAGCGGGGAAACCAGUAUUUUCAUCACGAAAUUUCUCUAUUACCCCAUACUGUUGACGUUUACGCUUCAACAAUGGAAUCUAUCCGCACUCAGCGACUUCAACCAGGGAUAGGAUUUGGAGCUGGAUCGACUGGGACCCUACGGUCUUCUCUCCGGCCUGGGGUUACAAUGCCAACCGCACCUCUACUGCCUCCCCCGGCCUCUUUAUGUGCUUCCUCUGGGCCGCCUCCGCCGCUUCAACUGCACAGUAUUCACGGCACUAUUGGGAGUGCGGGGCUCGGAACAGGGAUGGCUGGAUUCGGUCUAUGUAAUCCAGGGAACCCGGCGGUUUUGAAGGAGGCGGUGGAGGCUGUUGUUAGGAGUUUUGCGAAGCAUACGCAGGGCUAUGGCAGAGUGAAUGUGGUGGAAGCCUUGCAAGAGUUCUGGCAGAUGAAGCAGUCAAGAGGGGCAGACCUCAGGAAUGGGGCGCUGGUGGUGUACGAGAUGGUCCCAUCAAACAACCCACCCUAUGUUUGUUACGUCAGUCUUCCAGGGGGAAGCUGCUUUGGAAGUUUCCAGUUUUGUCCAACCAAGGCUGAGGCAAGACGUAGUGCUGCCAAAAUCGCUCUGAUGAACUCGGUUUUCAACGAGCAUCCUUCCCGCCGCAUCACAGAUGACUUCAUUGAGAAGAGUGUAUGUGAGGCGCUGGCCUCCUUUAAUGGAAACCGAGAAGAGGCAGACAACCCCAGCACAGGUAUCGGGGCGUUUCGCUUCAUGCUGGAGUCCAACAAAGGAAAGUCAAUGCUGGAGUUUCAGGAAUUGAUGACAGUCUUUCAGCUGCUGCACUGGAAUGGAAGCCUGAAGGCCAUGAGAGAGAGACAAUGCUCCCGUCAAGAAGUGCUGGCUCACUACUCCCAUCGGGCGCUGGAUGAUGACAUGCGUACCCAAAUGGCUGCUGAUUGGGUGAACCGGGAGCAAGGCUUGGCUAGCACCAUCGCCCAGGAGGUGGCGGCAACAGAUCAAGAACUUGAGGAGGCCAGGCUGGCCGGUCAGGAGCUGCGCUUCCACAAGGAAAAGAAGGACAUCCUGAUGCUGGCUGUUGGCCAACUGGGUGCAGCCAACAAUGCCACCCUGCCUUCAACCUGCUAGACAACUCUACCACAUGGGUGGAAUUAAAUCCCAGGACCUGCCUUUCCUAAUGAUUGUACAUGACAUCAUCUCAAGGAUAUUGUCACAGAAAGAUCUUACACACCAAAAUAGACCAAUGUCUGUCACUUAAAUCUAGCUCACUAGAUUUUCUGCAUGAAGGAUUUUGAAAGUUAUUUGAAUAUUACAGAAUUUACGCACAUACAGUUGGAAGUCGGAGGUUUACAUACACCUUAGCCAAAUACAUUUAAACUCAGUUUUUCACAAUUCCUCACAUUUAAUCCUAGUAAAAAUUCCCUGUCUUAGGUCAGUUAGGAUCACCACUUUAUUUUAAG
Messenger RNA from Oncorhynchus mykiss (rainbow trout), 1608 nucleotides. Its product is annotated as LIX1-like protein. Gene Ontology annotation, biological process: autophagosome maturation. Gene Ontology annotation, cellular component: cytoplasm. Lineage: Eukaryota; Metazoa; Chordata; Actinopteri; Salmoniformes; Salmonidae. The record is from RefSeq and is a predicted model, not a curated record.